Boeremia exigua is the source of this 1218-nucleotide messenger RNA. RefSeq names its product kinase-like domain-containing protein. The transcript has 4 exons. The record is from RefSeq and is a predicted model, not a curated record. Lineage: Eukaryota; Fungi; Ascomycota; Dothideomycetes; Pleosporales; Didymellaceae. The coding region runs from base 1 to 1218 and encodes 405 amino acids. Gene Ontology annotation, biological process: protein phosphorylation; spliceosomal complex assembly; regulation of mRNA processing. Gene Ontology annotation, molecular function: ATP binding; protein kinase activity.
AUGAGUUCGCUGCCCGAAAGAACUCCUUCGCUGUCGAGAACUCCGUCACCGCCUGGAAUUCCUUCGCCGUCAAGAACUCCUUCACCGCCUGGAACUCUUUCGCCAUCAAGAACUCCCUUGCCUCCCAGAACUCCUUCAUCGCCCGGAACUCCUCCGUCAGACCCAUCUAGCCCCGAUGCCUGGCGAUUCGAGGAUACAUACGGAGACCACGAGUGGGUCGAACUGUAUCGUCCACAAGGUUAUCACCCUGUCAACAUCGGUGACACGUUCCAUGAUGGUCGAUACAGGGCGAUCCGCAAGCUUGGGGAAGGCUCAUUCUCUACCGUGUGGUUGGUCUCUCUAUACAUAUCUGACUCAAAGUCUAGCGGACCCAAAUAUGCUGCCAUGAAGAUUAUUUCCGCCAGAACUUCUGCAGCGAGUACUGAGAUUACUAUUUUGAAGCACUUGUCGACCUCACCAGAAGACCCAGGUUCUCAGCACAUCCUAAAUCUUCUCGACAGUUUCCAGCAUGAAGGGCCAAAUGGUAUGCAUCUAUGUCUUGUCUUCGAGCUCAUGGCUGCCAUGGAGGAGCAAGAUCUCAAGCAAAACGAAGCGAAGACAGCAGUACCUGUGAAUAGAGUUGAUGGCAAAGCAGAUAAAUGGGCGCCUCUAAACGUUUAUCUGAGAGAAACGCUACAUGAAUAUGCCAAGCUUGGCGCAGAUCUUUGCAUCAAGUUGUCGGACUUUGGAGUUGCGUUCUUCGACUCCGACCCGCCAGCAUCCGCAACAACACCCAUCGGUCUCCGUGCUCCCGAGCUAAUACUCAAGAGAGACUUCAAUAAUAAGAUCGAUGCCUGGUCUUUCGGCUGCUUGAUGUACGAGGUUCUCGCUUCUGAACCGCUGUUCGCACUCAUGGGCACUGGCUCUGACGAGGACAUAGCGGACGACGAUCACUUCGUCCAGCUCCACGAGAUAAUAAGGCCGCUGCCAGAAUCCAUUAUGCGGGACUGGAAGGGCGCGAGCAAGUGGUACGGUCCAGACGGCGAGUGCCUGUCUCCCCAUGGCAGUUCCAAGCCGUAUUCGACGCUGGAAGAACGCUUUGCGAAACGCAAGCAUCCUGAUAUUGGAGAUGAUGAGGCUGCCACCAUCUGUCAGAUCAUAAGGGAAGCUCUGGCGUACGAUCCGGCGGAGAGGCCUACGGUGGAGGAUUUGCUCGGACACGCUUGGUUUUCGGAAUGA